AUGCCACUAUCGUCCACUGAACGGUUUCGAAUAUUUAAAGCCAAAUUAAAACUCGACAAAAAUAAAUCUGCACUACAAAAAUUUCGAGAAAAAGAUGCUGCUUAUCAUCGAAAAAGUCGUCGAAUAGUUAAACAAGAUCCUGUAAAAAUGGAACAAAUUCCCCUUAAACAUGGUAUUAUUCCAAAUUCUGUAGAACAAACAACACUAAAUUCUGUAGUACAGACAACACCAAAUUCUGUAGCACAAACAACAUCAAAUUCUGCAGCACAGACAACACCAAAUUCUGUAGUACAAACAAAAUCAAAUUCUGUAGUUAAAACAAAAUCAAAUCCUGUUGUACAAGCAAAAUCAAAUUCGAUUUCUGAUCUUACAAAAAAUAAUGUUAUUCAAUUUUAUGAAUUAAAUGAAAUUAGCAAUGUUGCUCCUGGAAAGAAGGAUGUAAUGGUCAUCCAAUCAUAUGAUGGCUCAAAAGUUAAAGUGCAAAAACGACAUCUUGUUAUGACAGUCAGAGAAGUUUAUGAACAAUUCAAAAUUUCUUAUCCAAAUGAAAAAAUUGGUUCAACAUCCUUCAGUUUACUUCGUCCAAAGCAUAUUUUACCCAUAUGUGACAUUCCACAAAAUGUUUGCCUUUGCAAGUACCACGCAAAUGUUGAUUUAUUAUUGUCAUCAUUAAAUCCAAUAUUGAAUACACCAAGAACCACAUCACUUUUUCGUGAAGCGCUGGUUUGCAAUAGUGAAGAUGAAGAAUGCAUGUCAUCAAAAUGCAAUAAUUGUGGUAAUUUAAAAAAUUUUGAUAAAUUGUUCGAAUGCGAUGAUGAAACACGUAAAAAAGAUUUAACUUAUUUUCAAUGGAAGACAAAUGAUUCGAAAAUAUUAAAAAUGGAACAAUUUGGUACUGUUCAAAAUGCCAUUAAUGAAUUAAAAAAUCAAACUUAUAAUUUUUUAAUCCAUAGCUUUAUUACUCAUGUUCAAUAUGCACAUUUUGAAGAAUGCAAAAACAAUGCAACACGAUCAUCAAUUGUAUUACAAAUCGAUUUUUCCGAAAAUUAUCGUACAGCCUAUCAAAAUGAAAUUCAAAAUGCUUUUUUUAAUUAUAAUCAAGUUAGUUUAUUUAAUGCAGUGGUGUGGCCUGGACGUAAUUCUGAAGUUUUAAAUUAUACAUUAGUAUCGGAUGAUGUAUCUCAUGAUAAGUACUCAAUUCAUGUUUGCUUAAGUGAGAUCUUCACAGAUCUUAAAAAAAGAUUUUCUUCAUUGAAAACUGUAAACAUCUUUUCUGAUGGUGCAUCAUCACAGUUUAAGCAAAGAUAUUCAUUUGCAAAUUUAACAUUUCUAUCAAAUGAUUAUAAUAUUGAUUUAACCCUAGUACUACCAGCCUGGGUCAUUUUUGACCCGUACUCAAAAAUUUGAAAAUGCACCAGCGAUUUUUUUUUAUCUCAUAGUUUCCGGAAGCAACUAGUAUUUCUUAUGAAUUGAUAUAUAUUGCUGCUAUAAAUUCUCUGACCACACAGAAGUCGAAAACCCUCCAUGAAAUCGAAAUAAAAGAUAUCCACGUCGAGUAUUCGUAGAAGAAUUAAAACUAACAAGGGAACUUUCCCAACUGAUUCUAAGCUUUCGGUUUCAUCUUUUGGUU
Molecule: messenger RNA, 1630 nt
Organism: Rotaria sp. Silwood2
Lineage: Eukaryota; Metazoa; Rotifera; Eurotatoria; Philodinida; Philodinidae
Source: the annotation of a GenBank genome assembly